GUUUUUCUCGCUUCCCCCACUAAGAUGCACAAACAUCCUAUGUCUUUAUAUUAUUAAAAUAUAAAACCAAAAACUUAGAUAUAAACGAACCAAUUUCUCAGCAGAGUCCACCAUUUCCAACACAACACAACCAUUCAUCAAAUCAAACCUCAACUGACUUGGUAAACUCAAGAUGAUGUAGGCUUUAGAUCCGAGUGAUGAAAGUUGGCCAAUUGUUUGCACAAAAAAUAAUUCUGUGUGAAGCAAUAUGGGGAACAAUUGUGUUGGUCCUAGCAUUUCAAAAAAUGGUUUUAUUCAAUCAGUUUCUGCAGCAUUUUGGCGAUCUGAAUUGCCUGAAGGUUCAGUGUCUAAUAGAGAAUCUGCAAAUGAGGAAACAACUAAUGAGCCUGAAUCACCCUUGCCUGUCCAAAGCAAACCUCCUGAGCAGAUAACUAUGCCCAAACCAGAAGCGAAACCAGAAACAAAACAGGAGGCAAAAUCGGAAAAGGAACCAGAAAAGGAGAAGAAGAAACCGAAGAAACCCGGUUCUGUGAAGAGAGUUUCUAGUGCAGGACUUCGUGUCGAUUCCGUGUUACUAAGAGAAACUGGUAAUUUCAAGGAAUUCUUCAGUCUGGGGAGAAAACUUGGACAGGGCCAGUUUGGGACAACAUUCUUGUGUGUGGAGAAGGCAACAGGACAUGAGUUUGCAUGUAAAUCUAUUGCAAAGAGGAAGCUGGUAAGUGAUGAUGAUGUUGAGGAUGUGAGAAGAGAAAUUCAGAUAAUGCACCACUUGUCUGGGCAUCCUAAUGUUAUAGCCAUCAAAGAUGCUUAUGAGGAUGCGGUGGCUGUUCAUGUUGUGAUGGAAUUAUGUGCAGGUGGUGAGCUUUUUGAUAGGAUUAUUCAUCAUGGGCAUUUUACUGAAAGAAAAGCUGCUGACCUUAUUAGGACUAUAGUUGGGGUUGUGGAAGCUUGUCAUUCUCUAGGUGUGAUGCACAGAGAUCUUAAACCUGAGAAUUUUCUCUUUGUUAAUCAGCAAGAGGAUUCACUUCUCAAAACCAUUGACUUUGGAUUAUCUGUGUUCUUUAAGCCAGGUGAUGUAUUUACUGAUGUUGUUGGCAGCCCGUAUUAUGUUGCUCCAGAAGUUUUACGAAAGCGUUAUGGUCCUGAAGCUGAUGUUUGGAGUGCUGGGGUUAUCCUUUACAUUCUUUUGAGUGGAGUGCCUCCAUUUUGGGCUGAAAGCGAACAAGGAAUAUUUGAACAGGUUCUGCAUGGUGAUCUUGACUUCACUUCAGAUCCCUGGCCUGGAAUUUCUGAAAGUGCAAAAGAUUUAGUAAGGAAAAUGCUUGUUCGCGACCCUAGAAGGCGGAUGACUGCAUAUCAAGUAUUAUGUCAUCCUUGGAUUCAAGUUGAUGGUGUAGCUCCUGACCACCCACUUGAUUCCGCUGUAUUAAGUCGCUUGAAGCAAUUUUCUGCUAUGAACAAGCUCAAGAAAAUGGCUCUUAUUAUUAUUGCAGAGAGCUUAUCUGAAGAAGAAAUAGCUGGCUUAAGAGAAAUGUUCAAGAUGAUAGAUGCAGACAACAGUGGUCAAAUCACUUUUGAAGAACUUAAAGCUGGUUUGAAAAGAGUGGGUGCUAAUCUUAAGGAGUCUGAAAUUUAUGAUUUAAUGCAUGCGGCUGAUAUAGACAACAGUGGGACAAUUGAUUAUGGCGAGUUCAUUGCGGCAACAUUGCAUCUUAACAAGAUUGAAAGAGAAGAUCAUCUAUUUGCUGCCUUUUCUUACUUUGAUAAAGAUGGAAGUGGCUAUAUUACUCAAGAAGAACUUCAACAGGCUUGUGAUGAGUUCGGCAUAAAAGAUGUCCGAUUGGAAGAGAUAAUCAAGGAAAUUGAUCAAGAUAAUGAUGGUCACAUAGAUUAUAAUGAAUUUGUGGCUAUGAUGCAGAAAGGAAAUCUUCCUGUGGUUGGUAAAAAGGGCCUAGAAAAUAGCUUCAGCAUUCGUUUCAGGGAGGCAUUGAAAUUGUAGUAUUCAUUGUCAGCAUUGAUAUUUUUUUCCCCUUCCCUUAUUUCCAACCCCAUCCCCCUUCUUUCUUUCUUUGAAGGUUCAAGAUUUUAUGAUUUAGUUCAAGAGAUCGCAUUGGGGCCAGUUGGACCCUUCUUUUCUACAGUUAUUUUAUUUGUGUCCAGUUUAAAUGGAUUUUUGUAAUUACGAGAGUAUACUAAACAGAGAUAUAUGGUGGAAUUUUACUCUUAUAGAGGAAAAUGAUUAUUUAUUAAUUGAAUAG
Gastrolobium bilobum is the source of this 2258-nucleotide messenger RNA. Its product is annotated as calcium-dependent protein kinase 1-like. Gene Ontology annotation, cellular component: nucleus; cytoplasm. The record is from RefSeq and is a predicted model, not a curated record. NCBI's taxonomy places the organism in Eukaryota, Viridiplantae, Streptophyta, Magnoliopsida, Fabales, Fabaceae. Gene Ontology annotation, biological process: peptidyl-serine phosphorylation; intracellular signal transduction; protein autophosphorylation. The transcript is spliced from 8 exons. Gene Ontology annotation, molecular function: calmodulin binding; calcium/calmodulin-dependent protein kinase activity; calcium-dependent protein serine/threonine kinase activity. Bases 248 to 1999 code for a protein of 583 amino acids.